CUCUCCACCACCCAAGAGAAGCGGUAUGUAUAGUUUAUUUGGUUUUCUGUCUUCUGAUUCGACAAAAGUGAUGGAAACAUCUCCGGGUUCCGCUUCUCAACCACCAUCCUCUGAACAACGUUUCAUUUAGACAGAGAAGCCUGAUGUUCUGAACUGACAUUGGAGGAAAAGCAUUUUCAAAGGGAAAAAUGGAGAAAGAUAAGAAUCAGAACUCUCCACGAAUUAGAAAGCUAAGGGACAACAAUAGUUAUCCUCCCAACACACCAACCUCUCGGAUGAACAACAAUAACCAAAGAGAUAACCACUAUCACAACUUCCCAAACUCUCCUAGGGAUUACAACCAAACUCCCAGCUCUCCUACAGCUCGCCUUCGUUGGAGAAACCGAUCUAAUGAGAUUCCAGCUGAGGUGAAAAGAGGCAAUGCAAGCAACGUAAGGAACCUCUUACUCGGUGAUAAGAACAAGUACAGAUCGAUGUGGAUAAGGACGUGCUCGUCUCUCUGGAUGCUCGGAGGAGUUGUGUUCAUAAUCUACAUGGGUCAUCUCUACAUUUGGGCUAUGGUUGUUGGUAUACAGAUAUUCAUGGCUAAAGAGCUCUUCUUUCUUCUCAGAAGAGCUCACGAAGACCGUCGCUUGCCUGGUUUCAGGCUCUUGAACUGGCACUUCUUCUUCACCGCUAUGUUGUUUGUCUAUGGACGCAUACUUCAGCAGCAGCUAGUCAACACUGUUUCUUCGGAUAGAUUUAUCUACAAGCUUGUUAGUGGUUUGAUCAAGUACCAGAUGGUUAUCUGCUACUUCUUGUACAUUGCAGGUUUCAUGUGGUUUAUACUUACGUUGAAGAAGAAGAUGUAUAAGUAUCAAUUUGGGCAGUACGCUUGGACGCAUAUGAUCCUCAUCGUUGUGUUUACUCAAUCUUCUUUCGUUGUGGCCAAUAUUUUCGAAGGGAUCUUCUGGUUUCUUCUUCCAGCUGCGCUUAUUGCUAUGAACGAUGUAGCAGCUUACUUCUUUGGUUUCUAUUUCGGUAAGACUCCAUUGAUAAAGUUGUCUCCGAAGAAGACAUGGGAAGGUUUCAUUGGAGCAUCGGUGGCAACUACAAUCUCUGCGUUUCUUUUUGCAAACGUCUUAGGCCAGUUCCAAUGGCUUACAUGUCCAAGGAAGGAUUUGUCGACUGGUUGGCUUCAUUGUGAUCCAGGCCCUCUGUUCAGGCCAGAGUAUUUCCCACUGCCCUCUUGGAUUGCUUCAUUUUCUCCAUGGAAAGAGAUAUCGAUUCUACCCGUGCAGUGGCACGCUUUCUCUCUCGGUCUAUUUGCAUCUGUUAUAGCUCCUUUUGGUGGUUUCUUUGCAAGCGGUUUCAAAAGAGCUUUCAAGAUCAAGGACUUUGGAGACAGCAUACCAGGACAUGGAGGGUUUACUGACAGAAUGGAUUGCCAAAUGGUUAUGGCGGUUUUCGCAUACAUCUACAUACAAUCUUUCAUUGUUCAUCAAGACUACAGUGUCGAGAUGAUCUUAGACCAGAUAUCGAGGAGCCUGGGGCAUGAGGAACAGAAAAUGCUUUAUGCAAAGCUCGGAGACAUUCUCCGACACAAAUUGCAAGGCGGGUUUUAAGAAGAAGAGUGUAGGUUUCGUCACUCUGUUUUCAGUUUCUGUUCUUUU
Molecule: messenger RNA, 1652 nt
Organism: Raphanus sativus (radish)
Lineage: Eukaryota; Viridiplantae; Streptophyta; Magnoliopsida; Brassicales; Brassicaceae
Product: phosphatidate cytidylyltransferase 3
Exons: 12
Coding region: 189-1604 (471 amino acids)
Cellular component (GO): endoplasmic reticulum membrane
Molecular function (GO): phosphatidate cytidylyltransferase activity
Source: RefSeq, a predicted model, not a curated record